Molecule: messenger RNA, 723 nt
Organism: Psammomys obesus (fat sand rat)
Lineage: Eukaryota; Metazoa; Chordata; Mammalia; Rodentia; Muridae
Gene: Cldn16
Product: claudin 16
Exons: 5
Coding region: 16-723 (235 amino acids)
Biological process (GO): bicellular tight junction assembly; cell adhesion
Cellular component (GO): bicellular tight junction; plasma membrane
Molecular function (GO): structural molecule activity
Source: RefSeq, a predicted model, not a curated record
AGGCUGCUUGCUGCCAUGAAGGAUCUUCUUCAGUACUCCGCCUGCUUCUUCGCCCUUUUCUCCACCGGGUUUCUCAUCGCGGCUACCUGGACGGACUGUUGGAUGGUGAACGCUGAUGACUCUCUGGAGGUGAGCACAAAAUGCCGUGGCCUCUGGUGGGAGUGCGUCACAAACGCUUUUGAUGGCAUUCGCACGUGCGAAGACUAUGACUCCAUAUAUGCAGAACACUCCUUGAAGCUGGUGGUCACUCGAGCACUGAUGAUUACAGCUGACAUUCUAGCUGGCUUUGGAUUUAUUACCCUGCUUCUUGGUCUUCACUGUGUGAAGUUUCUACCAGAUGAGCCACACAUUAAAGUCCGCCUCUGCUUUGUUGCUGGGACCACAUUACUCAUUGCAGGUGCCCCGGGAAUCAUUGGUUCCGUGUGGUACGCUGUGGAUGUUUAUGUCGAGCGCUCUUCUCUGAUUUUGCACAAUAUAUUUCUUGGGAUCCAGUAUAAAUUUGGUUGGUCCUGCUGGCUUGGAAUGGCUGGGUCUUUGGGUUGCUUUGUGGCAGGAGCUCUCCUCACCUGCUGUUUGUACCUUUUUAAAGAUGUUGGGCCUGAGAGGAACUACCCUUAUGCCAUGAGGAAGCCCUAUUCAACCACAGGUGUUUCCAUGGCCAAGUCCUACAAGGCUGCUAGGACAGAGACAGCCAAAAUGUAUGCUGUGGACACCAGGGUGUAA